AAAAUAUAUAUCCACCUAAGAGCUUCACUAAAUUAUAGUAACAAUGACACUGUUAAGUGUUCAAGAAUUGGCUUUCCUUUUUGGCCUCUUAGGUAAUAUUGUUUCAUUUAUGGUGUUCUUAGCACCAGUUCCAACUUUUUACAAAAUAUACAAAAAAGGAUCAUCAGAAGGGUUUCAAGCGAUACCAUACGUCGUUGCAUUAUUCAGUGCAGGACUAUUGCUAUACUAUGCUUAUCUCACAAAAAAUGCCAUCCUCAUCGUCACCAUUAAUGCCUUUGGAUGUGUUAUUGAAUUAAUUUACAUAUUAUUGUUUCUCUUUUAUGCUUCCAAAAAGUCCAAGAUGACAACAGUGUGGUUGAUGCUCUUGGACGUGGGAGCGUUAGGAAUUGUGAUGCUAUUUUCUUAUUUAUUUGCAAAAGGCUCCAAAAGAGUAGAAAUAGUUGGAUGGAUUUGUGCUACCGUCAACAUUGCUGUCUUUGCCGCUCCUUUAAGCAUAAUGAGGCAAGUAAUUAAAACGAAGAGUGUAGAGUUCAUGCCCUUUACUUUAUCAUUAUUCCUCACUCUCUGUGCCACGAUGUGGUUCUUCUAUGGAUAUUUCAAAAAGGACUAUUACAUUGCUCUUCCAAACGUGCUGGGAUUUCUGCUUGGAAUUGUUCAAAUGAUACUAUAUAUUGUCUACAAAUAUGCGAGGAGAAAGUAUAAUAGAGAAUGGGAGCUUGAAGGAAUUGACAUUAAUAUCAAGACAGAUGGUGAUUUUGAACACAAAUUCGUGAGCUCAAUGGAGAAGCCUUCUUUGGAGAAUGGGGAUAUGACGAGCGUUUUGACUUUGAAGUAAAGCGGGGCGAAUUAAAAUUAGUCGGACUAAUAUAUUUACAAUAUUAUUGAAAUAUACUAGUAUUAAAAAAACGUUAUUUUAUGUUUAUGUCUAAAUUCUAAAGUGGUCUUGUCCGCUCCUCAUCUUGAAUGCAUGCCCUUCUGAAUGUAUCAUUCUUUUAAAUGUUAAUGUAUGGGUGCGGAUCAACCUAUUAAUCAUG
Nicotiana tabacum (common tobacco) is the source of this 1034-nucleotide messenger RNA. RefSeq names its product bidirectional sugar transporter NEC1-like. NCBI's taxonomy places the organism in Eukaryota, Viridiplantae, Streptophyta, Magnoliopsida, Solanales, Solanaceae. Gene Ontology annotation, cellular component: membrane. The record is from RefSeq and is a predicted model, not a curated record. Gene Ontology annotation, molecular function: sugar transmembrane transporter activity. Gene Ontology annotation, biological process: carbohydrate transport.